AUGUAUUCAGGCAGGAUAAACUCCGGCCCCCGCAGCGCUUACUCUGGAGGCUACAGCCAGUCUAUCAAGAGACAGCUGGAGAAUGUCACACUUCCGGAUAAGAUCAAGUGCGGUACUUGCAAGAAGUUUCGAAGCAGGACCGGCUUUUCGAACCGUCAGUUGGACGCCUUACGCAACGCGAUAGUGGUUCAGGGAGCUCGUGCCACUACCAGUGGAGUUGCAAGAUGCCGGGACUGCACUGGCGGAAGUCUUUCGGAGAUGAAGUGCUCCCUGUGUGACCAGAUCAAGAGCAUGGAGGACUUUGCUAAGAACCAGCGCCAGGAGCGUGACGAUGCGAGAUGCCUGAACUGUGUCCAGAAGCACGCUGAGGCGGAUCCUCUCGGCGGCGAGGAUUCGAAGCUCAUUGCUAAAGGCGAAAAAGCUGCCAACUCUGCUACUGCUAGUCAGACAGGCUCCAAUCCUCUGGAUGAAGCCAACCUCCUCAACGCAGACGAUGCCCCUUCUGUCUCCAGCCACGAUGAUGACGAUGAUGAUGAUGACGACGACGACGACCUACAGUCUAUCGGGGGUGGUGUCUGGGUGGAGGGCGAACGUCAGGAAAACCAAGCCAGCAAGGGCAAACCGCGCACCUUUAACGCGUUUCACCCCGAGCAUGGAACGGCUCGCCAACGAACCGUCCACGUGGAGGUCGCGGAGUCUGAGGACACAGGUUCGGUCCACAGUGGAUGGGGAGCCUGGGGAGUGAAGAGCAUACCCUCGCGCAAGAAUACCAGCUUUGCCCUCAGUGUACCGAAGAAGGAGCCUCGAUUCGCCAAAAUCAAGGGCGCCCGCUACGAGAAGAACGAGGCCCCGAACAUGAGCGUCCCUGAGCCCAUCGGUCAGGCUCUUGAUUGUGAGGAGGAGGAUAAUGUCAACGAGCUCGACGAGUAUCUUUGA
Molecule: messenger RNA, 936 nt
Organism: Aspergillus heteromorphus CBS 117.55
Lineage: Eukaryota; Fungi; Ascomycota; Eurotiomycetes; Eurotiales; Aspergillaceae
Exons: 6
Coding region: 1-936 (311 amino acids)
Source: RefSeq, a predicted model, not a curated record